AUGCGAGAUUAUUGCGACGCGGAGAAAGUUGGAGUAAAUGAGUCAUUCGAUCCAACGAUUCUCGUACACUCAUCCCUUCGGUCCGUCGGCUUCAUUCCUGGAUUUGCUCCCUCAUUCAUCCAGUCUCUUCUCUCUGCCCUUGGUCCCUCUGGCACCAUAGUUGUCCCAACUCACACAGGCGACAACUCGGAUCCAGCCGCAUGGCAGGCUCCCCCAGUACCUGAAUCAUGGUGGCAACCAAUUAGAGACUCUAUACCAGCUUUCGACCCAGCUACUACUAUCACUAGAGUCGUGGGUAUAGUUCCUGAGACGCUGCGAACAUGGCCCGGUGCCCUGCGUUCAGCCCAUCCACAGACAUCCUUUGCGGCAUUGGGUCCGCAAGCAAAGCACAUAACAGAGGGGCAUGCAUCAGAUUGUCGCUUGGGUGAAUCAAGUCCACUAGCCAAACUUGAAGCUGUGGAUGCCUGGGUAUUGCUUCUAGGGGUUGGGUGGGACAAAUGCACAGCUUUCCAUCUCGCCGAAUAUCGAUUCCAGAGUCCUCGCUUGGAGGACAACUCGUUUGCCAUAAACAUAGACGAUCAGCGACAGUGGAUCACGGUGAAAGACGUGGCUAUUACUGAUGAAGACUUUGAGCGACUCGGGGCUGAUUUCGAGAGAGAUUGCAAGGUCGUCCGCGGAACUGUUGGGGCCGCUGAAUGCCGGUUAUUUCCUUUGCGAGAGGCGGUUGCGUAUGCGACAUCGUGGAUGAAUAAGAACAGAGCCAAGACCGAGUGA
Trichoderma virens Gv29-8 is the source of this 774-nucleotide messenger RNA. RefSeq lists its product as uncharacterized. NCBI's taxonomy places the organism in Eukaryota, Fungi, Ascomycota, Sordariomycetes, Hypocreales, Hypocreaceae. The record is from RefSeq and is a predicted model, not a curated record. The coding region runs from base 1 to 774 and encodes 257 amino acids. Gene Ontology annotation, biological process: response to antibiotic. Gene Ontology annotation, molecular function: aminoglycoside 3-N-acetyltransferase activity. The transcript is spliced from 2 exons.